GGGCGUGUACAUCGUCAACAACAAUCGUAAACAAAACGCAGAGAAAUAGAGCACGAAGGCACUUUUUCAGUUGAUUAAGGUGCUUCUUGAGAACAGUUCUGCAUUCACAGCUUCAAAUUCCAAGCAAAAAUUUGCCAACAGGAAUAAGAGAGAAGGAAAACCGAUACAUUCGAUUUAAAUAGAAAGAAAAGGCUUUUGCAUCGCACACUUAUGGACAGAAUGGUGUUUCCUCAGUCUAUAAAUAAGAAGACUGUGACUCUUAUGCCACCUUCAGAUCAGAAUUUGGGAGACCUGAAAUAUAGAGAUUCGGCCAAAGAAUCGACCACUAAAAAGAAGGAGCAGCUUGAAGUUUCCUUGCAAUACAAGAAGGAGUGUUUCAAGCGAUCCAAGCAAAUUGUGGAACAGCUCUUGGAGAGAGAAAUAUCUGAGCAAAUUUUGCUACAAAGUGUUUCUUAUAUUUCACAAUCAGACUAUGAGGAUGUCAUUGUGGAACGAGCUAUUAUCAAAAUUUGUGGAUACCCUAUUUGUAGCAGUGAUUUACCUCCAGCGCCUAAGAAGCAGUGCCACAUCUCUACAGCUACAAACAAAGUUUACGACUUAACUGACAGAAAAAACUUCUGCAGUAACUGGUGCUACAAAGCAUCGAGCUACUUAAAGGAUCAAAUUUCAACAUGUCCAGUUUGGUUCCGCGAAGUCCAAAAUGAUUACCACCUACUUACCCGUGUUGGGAAUUCUGGCAAGGCUGGUGAAGAAAUAGCAAUGGAAGUUGACAAAUUAAAAUUGAGUGAUAAAAAAGUCGGAGAACAUACACGCAGCACCAUCAGCUCGUUUGCAUUUACCUCGCUGGAGCAGUACCAGGACGACGGAAUUUUCGACUACAACUUGCUGGAGAUUAAAGAGGCAAACAUUGAAGAUCAGAAUAAGUCGAUGGAAGUGAUAGUUGAGCCUGAAAGGAAGAAAGAGCUGGUUGUGCCAAAGUCGACGACUACAACAUGCUGGGCAAACGGAGGCACUCCCGAUUUGUCACUUUACGAAAUUCCUCGCGCACCAAAGCAGCCAAAAACACAAGAAGUGAUUGAAAAGCCAAGUGAAGAGCCUGCACUGGCAGAGGAAAAGGUGGAGCAAUUGGAAGUGAUAAGAAAAGUGGCACAUCGAAGUGAGAAAUUGCCCACAAAUGUCAAACCAGAAUCUGUAAAGUUUGAUGCAGCAAAAGUGGUGGCCUUCGUCACAGACUGGUUCUCUCUUGAUACACUUCGGUUCAUCAUUGGUCCUGAAAAAAUGCUCAUUCAGCUCAGAGAGAAAAUAGAUGUACUUGCUUUGCAAAGCAGUAGGCCCGAGUGGAUACCGACAGUGGAAAAUGAGCUAAUUCAUCUUUGCAAGGAGAUGGAUCAAGCUGCUGGAGAUACAAACCAAACAGAAAUGCAUUCAACUCUUCAGAUGAAGGUGGAAGGUUUUUUCAAAGGAAAAACAAGUCACACGGUCGGAGGAGAAGCUUCAAAAGUUGGUGCAAUUCUUCCCACCAUAGACCGAUACGAGCAGAGACGAACAAGACAGAAAAUUAUCCUAGCUCGUUUAGAGAAAGUAGUUCCCGAGGUCGCUGAUAUAUUGAAAUUAAACCUUCCGGACUUGGGGCUGAAGUUGCAAAAAUUAACUGAUACAUUUGAAUUGUCACCAAAGAACAUCAUGAUGAAGCCUCAAGAGUGGAAUCUCAUGGGCUUAAUUUUGUUACAAUUGUUGCUCUCAAGUUAUUCCGAGCCUCAGAGAUUUGUUGCCAAAAAGAGUUCGAAAAUUCUUAAAGCAAUGCUCAUCACCUUGAACCUGGAGGCGGACUUCCUGGACAACCUCAUUAUUAAAUUGUGUGAUAUUGAAAGAAUUGUCUCUAAAUCAGCAGACGUAUUGUAAUAGAGGUGCACAGUAUAUACUUUUAUAAUAAGGACCAUCUUCGUCUCUUCGCGGCAGGAAUGAGGAAAUUAAACAAGUAUGAAAAUUAAUUUUUAAUUUUUUUAUGAAAUAUUGAAAGCAAUAUAAAUACAAAAAUUUAAGAAAAACAUUAUUCGCAGGCUUUGAAAUUCAUAAAAGAAAGUAGA
Neocloeon triangulifer is the source of this 2087-nucleotide messenger RNA. RefSeq names its product putative RNA polymerase II subunit B1 CTD phosphatase RPAP2. NCBI's taxonomy places the organism in Eukaryota, Metazoa, Arthropoda, Insecta, Ephemeroptera, Baetidae. Gene Ontology annotation, cellular component: nucleus; cytoplasm. The transcript is spliced from 7 exons. The record is from RefSeq and is a predicted model, not a curated record. Gene Ontology annotation, molecular function: RNA polymerase core enzyme binding; RNA polymerase II CTD heptapeptide repeat phosphatase activity. The coding region runs from base 211 to 1902 and encodes 563 amino acids.